AUGGCUGGGCAUGAGUACGCCCAUCCAUUUGGAGCCGCUGGUCAUCCAUCUUACCUAGUUCAAUAUCCACAGUCAACGUUAGCAGUUCCGCCGGGACUCUUUCAGCCUAACGCAUUGGCUGGACCCGGUAUUCCUUCGGGAUACCCAAUGCAACAUAUUCCACAAGCGAUGACUGCAUCUGUAACGCCUACACCGCCACCAUCCAACACCAUCCCUCUCCAGCCAACGAUAGCCACCCUCUCCAUGCCUUCACCUCCCCAGGUAGAAGCGGUGCCAUUGACGGUCCAAGCGACGCUUCCUCACAUAGAAGAGGUUACAGGUCGCCCGACAAAGUCCGAGGCUCAAGGUCUGCAGGAGUCCUUUGCCGAGAUGGACUCCCUCCUUGAGAAGUUAGCUGAACAGCUCGGUACGACUCCCGACCUACUUCUCUCUCGCUACCUUGCGAACGAUUCGCAGGGUAGAAUAAAGGGAAAGGAUAAUCCCUGGAACACGUAUCAACAAUGGGUAUUGAAUGAUGACUCGAUUCUCAUUCAGGAGAUGCAACGCCUGGAAGAAGAAUCAUCUGAGGACAUGAAGUGGGAUGGUCAUUCACCCCCGGAUGCUCGGCAACUCAAGCUCGCCUUUUGGAGGUUCAAAGAUGAUGAAGAAGAUUGGGAAGAGAUUCUCCGAGAAGCAAAAAUCAAGGUGCUGCAAACAAAACAAAUUCAACAUUACCGCCGAAAGGCAUUCGAAAGUAUUUUUGAACGAAUCAAGUCUCUGUUAGCGACCGCUGAUAACCGUUAUGGUUUUAGCGGCGUUGCAAUGCUUAUCGGUAACAAUGUAAAUGAAGAUCAGUCACUUGCUCACAUCCACACGACGUCCAAGGUAGAAACAUUUGCCGAGGAUUGUUGUUUGACAGACCGAAGUGGUCUAAUAGGACACCUGCGGUCCCUUGCAUAUGAAAAUGCUCGCCGUCAAGUUCUGAAAUCGGAGAUCGUUGCGGCUGCUGAGAGGUUUGACCUCAUGUUGCAGUCUCCCACUGAACGACCUUCCAAUCCUGGAGUAGCUUCGGCUUCGACGACUUCAACGGCUGCAUCCUCUACCGCCAAGGAUGUACCCGUCAACACUACGUCCCAAAAUUCUUCAUCGAUUGUUUUCAGUGUCAGAGUUCCAAACUACUCGUCCGAAAGUAAGCUGACAGAGGCAGCAAGGAUGGCACUUCGUGGCCGUGCAAGUGAUGCUGGUCUCAAUAGCGAAAAGCUCUAUUGGAACACAUUGCACAAACACAUGACAAACGCGGGACUGGUAAUCAUUAAUUGGCCCCAUUCUGUCCUGCAACCAUGGACAAUCUCCUCCUCAAGUAGUAAAGGUAUCGCCAAGCUCGACAAGGCAUCAAGGAUGGCUUUGGUAGCAGCGUGUGAUGAGCAUUGUCGAGAGCGGUUGUCUUUUGUGCCUUGCCAGAAAACAGAUAUCAGGAACAGUAACGUUCCCAUACUCUCUUUCACACCAGACGCCGAUGGCAAAAUCGGAGAGAUAUUCCUCAAGGAUAUCAUGUCGAAGCCAAUCCGAAAACAUAGCAAGCGCAAGGCAAACAUCAAGCUCGAGGCCGACUCUGAUUCACUCGAAGGCGUUGACAGUGAUGAACUCGACAACAGCGAUGAAGAAGUUGCAAGUGCUGCACCAGCCACGAAUAAAGAAGAGGAGACACCCACAGCUCGACCACGAUCCCUACGAAGUACAGACCAUGCCAAGUCUCAGCCUCCGGCUGCUGAGACUGCCACUGUCAAAACUAGGGCCAAGUCCCAACCGCCACCAAAAAACUUGUCAUCUGCAUCCGUCAAGAAGGUCUCGUUCCAGGAUCCAGUGAUCACUAAUGAAGAUUCAAGAUUUACUAAGGCACCUCCAGUCAUCGUCACCAACGAUGUGAGCAUCUCUACCAACGUUCCGUCUAACUUCACUUCUCUUGAACGCCUUACCAACCUUCGCAACAAUACGGCCAACGACAAGCCGGCGAUUUCCAUGAAAGAUCUGGACCUGGUCAUGACUGGCAAGUGUCCCUCGCCCCCUUCCGUGGAUGAAGCCAACGCAAAGCGACCACGUUACGAGGAUCCUACCCCUGCAAAAAACCCAUUAAUGGUGGCGGCGUCAACUCACACCAGCACAUCUCAAAGCACCCCAGUGGCGAGUGUGCAACAAACGUACUCACCAGCUCCACCACUAUCGCUGAAACCUCCUCACUUCAGCCCGGCACCUGGCGAUGUCUCUCCCGAGCCCGUUCCCCCCUCGCAUCCGCAACGUCAUGCUACCCCUUCAUUGACAAUCACCCAUCCUCAAAGCCCGGCACUUCUACCGGCUGCUGCGUCCGUUCCCCUUCCUCCCCCACUGCAUCCGCAAUGCCAUUCUACCCCUACGAUUGCACAACCUCCAUACCUGACCCACCCUACUAGUUUCCAGAACUACCCCCAUCACCAACCUCCUCAGCCCCAGUUCUCGCCGGAACAAGUACAGGCGGUGAUGGCGAUGAUGGCCGCAUCUGGAUACCAGUUCCCGCAAUCCACUGGUGCUGCCAACCCGUUUCUGGCACGAGGCCAGGCGGCUCAACCAGGAGGUAGUGUGUAUCCUCCUCACUCAAACCAUUUUGCUCCCGGGCACCCCAUGCCCAAUCGGUACCCCGUACACCCGGAUGCUGGCUCCAACUACAGGCACAGAGGGGAGGUUGGUCAGUCCCCGUACCAAGGGGGAGACGCCAAAUGA
This is a messenger RNA of Marasmius oreades (fairy-ring Marasmius), 2733 nucleotides long. RefSeq lists its product as uncharacterized. The coding region runs from base 1 to 2733 and encodes 910 amino acids. The record is from RefSeq and is a predicted model, not a curated record. NCBI's taxonomy places the organism in Eukaryota, Fungi, Basidiomycota, Agaricomycetes, Agaricales, Marasmiaceae. The transcript has 9 exons.